This is a messenger RNA of Dioscorea cayenensis subsp. rotundata (Guinea yam), 1144 nucleotides long. RefSeq names its product vesicle transport protein SFT2B. Gene Ontology annotation, cellular component: membrane. The coding region runs from base 149 to 646 and encodes 165 amino acids. The transcript has 6 exons. The record is from RefSeq and is a predicted model, not a curated record. Gene Ontology annotation, biological process: vesicle-mediated transport. Lineage: Eukaryota; Viridiplantae; Streptophyta; Magnoliopsida; Dioscoreales; Dioscoreaceae.
ACACCCCACAGAAAUUCCUGCAGUGGGAGUGAGUUUUGGGGGAACAAAAAUGCACAGCAGCUUACGAAAAAGGGAAAAGAAAGGUUUCACUCUCGAAGUGAAAUUGUCUCCGUUGUCGCAAGAGUUUGCUGAAACCUGAGUUCGGUCGAUGGAAAGGAUCAAAAGGUUUCAGCAAUCUCUGCUGAUACUGGCUGGGGAAGGAGAGCAAGAAGAGGACUUGUUGGGAGAAUCCAGUGGAUCCUUUUCCCUCUCUCCUUUGCAGAGAUUGUAUGGCUUUGCUUUGUGUUUGGUUGCUGGUUUCGCUUUCAUGCUUCUGUCACUGAUUGUUUUCUACAGGCCCAUUAAAUUUGCAGUAAUGUUCAGUUUUGGGAACAUACUGGCCGUAGGAAGCACAGCCUUCUUCAUUGGGCCUGUAGAACAAGCAAGGAUGAUGCUUGAUCCAGUCCGUGUUUAUGCAACGAUUAUCUAUAUUGGUAGUGUCAUUCUUGCUCUUAUAUGUGCACUUGUGGUUCAUAACAAAGUGCUGACAAUGAUUGCAAUCAUUGUUGAAAUCUGUGCUCUCAUUUGGUACAGUCUAAGUUAUAUUCCCUUUGCUCGAAGAAUGGUUUCAGAAUUGCUGAUUAGCUGUUGUGACACUGAAAUUUAGAUUGGUGAAGCUCUGUGACCAAAACCUAUCAUUGAAAGGGACAAAGCAUGCAAAACUGCUGAUCAUAAAAAAUAACAAAAAAUGACACAAGAUUUUUCUGUUUGUUUGUUUUUUUUUUUCCCAAUUUGUAUGUGCAUGUAUUUGUUUGCAGGCUUGAUUUGUGAGUGAAGAGUGUGUACCAAGAUACAUAUGGAGAGCUUAUAUCGGCAUGAUCGUUUUUCCUAACCUUUUGCUUUUUAACCUACCCAUGUGCUCCAAACCUGAACAUAAUCACCAACUUGAAUUUCUUCAGCCACUUCUUGUUCUUCUGAUGAUCCUCGAUGUCAACCAAGUUUGCAGCAAUGAUAUCAUGUUCCAUCAAUCGUGAAACAAUGAAGUUGGGCAUAUGAUCAUUGUGGAACAGAAACUGGGCUUUGGUUCUCUUUUUCUGUUAGAAAUUGUGAAGGUUUUGUCUCCAAAGAAGCAUGGUUGACACUUGACUCCAUUUUCCUUGUUUUA